UGCAUUUUAGUGUGGUCGACCCCGUUCGUCUUUCUUUUCGCACGUCAUGGCGGACCGGUUCAAUAAGGUUCUGCUGCUUGAUGGCAGGGGCCAUCUACUUGGGCGUCUUGCUGCCAUUGUGGCUAAACAGAUUCUGUUGGGCCAUAAAGUGGUGGUGGUAAGGUGUGAGGGCAUCAACAUCUCUGGCAACUUCUAUCGCAACAAACUGAAGUAUCUGGCUUUCUUGCGCAAGAGGAUGAAUACCAAUCCCUCUCGUGGACCAUACCAUUUCAGAGCUCCCAGCAGGAUCUUCUGGAGAACUGUCAGAGGCAUGCUCCCUCACAAAACCAAGAGAGGACAGGCUGCCCUGGAGAGGUUGAAGGUGUUUGAUGGCAUCCCUCCACCCUAUGACAAGAGGAAGCGUAUGGUUGUCCCUGCCGCCCUCAAGAUUGUGCGUCUGAAGCCCAGUCGCAAGUUUGCCCUCCUUGGUCGCCUGGCCCAUGAGGUGGGCUGGAAGUACCAGGCUAUCACAGCCACCCUAGAAGAGAAGAGGAAAGAGAAGGCUAAGCUCCGCUAUACCAAGAAAAAGACCCUGGUCAAACUGACCAAGCAGGCAGAGAAGAACGUGGAGAGCAAAAUUGCUAAAUACACGGACGUUCUCAAACAAUAUGGAGUCCUUGUCUAAUCUGGUUUCUUUAGGCUAAUAAAGAGGAAUAAAUGUU
Molecule: messenger RNA, 701 nt
Organism: Lampris incognitus (smalleye Pacific opah)
Lineage: Eukaryota; Metazoa; Chordata; Actinopteri; Lampriformes; Lampridae
Gene: rpl13a
Product: ribosomal protein L13a
Exons: 7
Coding region: 47-664 (205 amino acids)
Biological process (GO): translation; negative regulation of translation
Cellular component (GO): ribosome; cytosolic large ribosomal subunit
Molecular function (GO): structural constituent of ribosome; mRNA binding
Source: RefSeq, a predicted model, not a curated record